GAGUUGCGGCUGCCACUGGGAGGGGUAGGGGGUUGCUAAACUCAGGGCUCGGGAAGGAGUGACGUCAGGGUGAGUGGGAGCCGAGGAAGAAGCGAGUAGGAGAGAGGGAACGAGACAGACAGAGAGAGAGAGGAGCUGCGAGUCGGGUCGAGUGAAAUUUGAGGGCAAGAAGAAGAGAGGAAGGAGGAAGGCAAGAGAGAACCGCCACUGAGGAAGACAGGCUGCGGGUUCCUGGGGCCGCAGGUCCAGGCGGGGUAGGAACCGCUGUCCAGGGAGGCUAGGAGAAAGGAGGGAGGAGAAGAGAACGAAAAGGAGGGAGGUGGAGGAAGAGAAAAGAGAGAGGGGGGAGAUUGAGGGUGGAAAGAGGAGGCAGAGGGAGAGAGAGGAAACUGCUGGAAGGAGAAAGAAGGGAGAGGCUUGAGGAGAGAGAGGAGAAAGGGAUCAGAAAAAGAAGAGGUAGGAGAGUGGUGAGAUAGAAGGAAAGAGGGAAUGGAGGGCUAGAGGUACAUGAAGAAGGGAAAAGAGAAAUACAAAGUAAAUCCAAGACCUCGCAAGGAGAGAAAGAUGAGAGCGGGGAUGUGGAAGGGAAACAGCCCAGGGGGGAACCAGGGAGCAGCCAUGGAAGGAACUGGGGGAGAAAUAGGGGGACAGGGGAACUGGGGUCUGGAAGAUGCUCCAGGUCUCUUGGCCAAGGCCUCCUUGCCUCUGAUGCUCCCGUGGCCACUGCCACUGGUUUCCUCAGCCAUUACCUUGCUUCUUGGGGCCCUCACUUCCCUUUUCCUCUGGUACUGCUACCGCCUGGGCUCCCAAGACAUGCAGGCCCUGGGGGCUGAGAGCCAGUCUGGAGGUGUCAGUGGUGGGCCUGGAGGAUGCUCUGAGUCUGGCAGGCCAAGUCUAAGGGGCUCUGGAGAGCCAGGAGAAGGACCCAGGACAGAAGGCCUAGUGAGCCGUCGGCUUCGGGCCUAUGCCAGGCGUUACUCCUGGGCUGGGAUGGGUAGGGUGAGGCGGGCAGCACAAGGUGGUCCAAGCCCCAGCGGAGGGCCAGGGGUCCUGGGCAUUCAGCGCCCAGGCCUGCUUUUCCUGCCAGACCUGCCUUCAGUCCCCUUUGUGCCACGGGAUGCCCAGCGGCAUGAUGUGGAACUCCUGGAGAGCAGCUUUCCUGCCAUUUUGCGGGACUUUGGGGCUGUGAGCUGGGACUUCUCAGGGACUACCCCUCUGCCUCGGGGCUGGUCCCCACCCUUGGCCCCUGGGUGCUACCAGCUCCUGCUGUACCAAGCAGGCCGGUGCCAACCCAGCAACUGCCGCCGGUGCCCAGGGGCCUAUCGGGCACUGAGGGGGCUGCGGAGCUUUAUGAGCGCCAACACCUUCGGGAAUGCUGGCUUUUCUGUCCUUAUGCCUGGGGCCAGGCUUGAGGGCCGCUGUGGGCCCACCAAUGCGAGGGUCAGAUGCCACCUUGGCCUGAAGAUCCCCCCUGGCUGUGAGCUCGUGGUUGGUGGUGAACCCCAGUGCUGGGCUGAGGGGCACUGUCUACUGGUGGACGACUCCUUUCUGUAUACAGUGGCUCAUAAUGGCUCUCCUGAAGAUGGGCCUCGAGUGGUCUUCAUAGUGGAUCUCUGGCACCCCAACGUGGCUGGGGCAGAACGCCAGGCCCUCGACUUUGUCUUCGCGCCAGACUCUUGAUGUUAGGUGCUCUCUUCAGACCACCUGGGCUGGAGAGAUGCUGCACUCAGGGACGGCUUAAGCAGCACCCAGGAUCUCCUCUCCACUGCAGCAGGGUGGGCAGGAGUGAUGGUGGGAACUGUACAGUGAACACUGAAAUAUAAAUUUGGAAUCCUCUCCUAA
This is a messenger RNA of Nycticebus coucang (slow loris), 1842 nucleotides long. RefSeq names its product aspartate beta-hydroxylase domain containing 1 (gene ASPHD1). The record is from RefSeq and is a predicted model, not a curated record. Lineage: Eukaryota; Metazoa; Chordata; Mammalia; Primates; Lorisidae.